Molecule: messenger RNA, 3269 nt
Organism: Hyalella azteca
Lineage: Eukaryota; Metazoa; Arthropoda; Malacostraca; Amphipoda; Hyalellidae
Gene: Vps16A
Product: vacuolar protein sorting-associated protein 16 homolog
Exons: 18
Coding region: 157-2613 (818 amino acids)
Biological process (GO): vacuole fusion, non-autophagic; intracellular protein transport; endosomal transport
Cellular component (GO): endosome; lysosomal membrane; cytoplasm
Molecular function (GO): actin binding
Source: RefSeq, a predicted model, not a curated record
AUUUAGAGCUACCAAAACCCAAAGCUCAAUUUUCAUUUACCAUUCUGUAUAGUGUGGUUAUACUUGAAUACUGCGUAGCUGAGCUGUUAAAAUUGCCAACUUGGCAUCACAAGAAAAAACUAUUGGUGGAUUGUUACAGAAAAUCUUAUUCAGAAAAUGGCUCAGGUGUCAGACUGGACAAGGGUUGGAAAUGAUGUCUUUUACAGGAAAGCUGAGUUGUACACUAUGGAGUGGGGAGGAGGGAUCAAUGUUGAAGAGGUGCUGCUGAGUGGCGCUCCUUAUGGUGGUCCGAUUGCACUCACGUGGCUGCAAGAAGGUCGCACUAAACACAGAGCGCCCCAGAGUCCCGCAACUCCCACCAUUGUCAUAUUUUCAGCUGCUGGAGUCAAAAUGGGCAUUAUAAAGUGGGGCAAUGCUCCGCUGAUUGCAAUGGGCUGGACGCUCUCUGAGGACCUGUUAUGCGUGCAGCAAGAUGGCGCAGUGUCAAUGUAUGACAUGUUUGGCAACUAUAAACAGACUUUCAACAUGGGCCCGGAGGCCAAAGAUACAGGCAUUUUAUCUGCUAAAGUGUUUGAAGGAAUCCAAGGCACUGGCGUUGCUGUGCUCACUGCCACCCACCGACUCUAUGUCAUUGCCAACGUUGCUGAACCAAACCCAAGGAAAUACGCAGAUUUCCCUAGUGCUGAUGUCUCGUGCUGGACGGUGCUGAGAGAGGAGCGUGCGCUGAAGGUGCUGCUGUGCCAGCACGAUGUGCUGUGCUGGAGCAGUGCUGCCAACACUCGUGCUGAUGUUGUCCAAGCCCCACACGUUACGGAGGGUGUUGAAGACCCCGUAGUCAUCGUGAAGGUGAGCGUGAGCAGCAACCAGCGUUGCAUUGCACUGCUCAGCGCCACAGGCAAGCUCUGGCUCGGCUCCUCAGAUCUGCUCACGAGGUUCACACUUCACGACACGCGCAGCAACGUGUGCCCCAGACACUUGGCGUGGUGUGGGAGCGGCAGCGUGGUGCUGGUAUGGGAGGUAACCCUGCAGCUCGUGGACAUCACGGGUAGCGUAGCCACGUUCUACCUGGACUCUCCUGUACAUGUGGUGCAGGAGCUGGACUGUGUGCGUCUUGUGGGCGACACCUCGCAUCACAUCCUCUACAAGGUCCCUCACGCAUCAGUCGAGACGCUGGGUAUCGGGUCCAUGUCCCCGGGAGCGCUGCUUGUGGAAGCCCAUCUUGGAUACGAGGAAGAGUCACCGCGUGCCUAUGACUGCCUGAAGCUGAUCCAGGGCAAGGAGGAGGAGGCCGUACACACCUGCCUAGAGGCUGCCAGGCACGACAUGAGCGUGGACAACGUCAAGCUGCUGCUCAAGUCAUCGCUGUUCGGCCUUACGUUUCUACCGCCCCUGGAGCCUAACACGUUCAAAGACACGGCUUUGAAACUGCGCAUCUUGAACGACCUCCGCUCAAAAAAGAUAGGGAUGCCACUGACAUGGCAGCAGCUAGAGAGGCUCACGCUGGAGGUGGCGCUCGAGCGACUCGUUGCCCGAAGAUUCUUCCCUGUGGCUUUGGCCAUCGCGCGAACUUUGGGCCUCGAGACCCAACUUGUGCCCCGAAUAUUGGCCCACUGGGCCUGCUACAAGAUUGCGAACACGAGCGACAAGAAUGACGAGCAGCUCGCCCGAGACAUCCACUCCAAGUUGGGUUACACCGCCGGCAUCUCCUACACGGAAAUCGCCAACUGUGCGCACUCGCUCAACAGAAGGCAACUUGCGGUCAAGUUGCUGGGUUACGAGUGCAGGGCGCGGGCCCAGGUGACGGGCCUCCUACGUCUGGAGGAACGGGCGGCCGCCCUCGCCAGAGCUCAGGCCACGGGCGACACCGACCUCAUCCUGACGGUGCUCCUCGACAUCAAGCGCGCCCUCCCCCUCGGCGAGUUCCUGAUGGUGGUGGGGGGAUCGCCGCUGUGCCGUGCUGUGUAUGCACGGAGCUGUGCAGCAGGGGCACAGGAAGCUCUCAGGGACCUGUACGUACAGGACGACAACUUCCACGAGCAGGCCAGGCUACGUCUCCUCGAGGCCUAUGAUAACAAGAGAACAGACCUGCGCCUGGGUCUCCUUCAGUCAACUGCUGAGUGCUUCAGGCGCGCCAAGGAUGAACUUGGUGUUCAGCUCACCGAGGAACAAAUGCGCCUACUGAAAUGCCAAGUUGGACUGGAAGAACUGCACCACAAGAGCUACGUGAACCUCUCCCUGGUUGACACGCUCAUGCAGCUCAUACGCGACAACCACAUCAAAGAUGCUGAGAAAAUACGCGCCGACUUCAAGAUAACUGAAAAGAGGUAUUGGUAUUUACGAGUGACGGCUCACGCUGCAGCAAAUCACUGGCAAGCGCUCGAGCAGUUUGUGAAGAGCAAGAAAACUCCUCCUAUUGGCUACGAGUUCGUGGUGGACGCUUGUCUCAACAACAACAGCCAAUCAGAGGCCAAGAAAUACGUCGACAAAGUCAAGGAUGAAAACAAGGCGGAAUAUCUCCGGAAAUGCGGACUGGUUUCGGAGGCGGAGAAGUUUACUGCAGAAUCUACGUCGUCCGUUCUGAACUUGGCUCGCGUCACGGGCUUCCUCAGUUGAAGAACUUCAGGCUUAGCGCCGAGUCGCCAACCGGAGUUUGGCAAGCCUGCCUUGAAUUUACUAGGAGGCAUUUAUUUUAUUUAAAAACCUAUAGCGUGAACUUGUUAUCAUCGUUAAAUAUUUUCAACAGACUAGGGUAACUGUCACAUUACACGUUAUAAUAAUUUAGAUUUGUUUGAAUAACUGAAAUCGCAAUCUUUAUCAAUUUUUAUUGAAAUCUUCUUGAAUGUCCUGUGAAUUUUGAGCCAAAUUUCAAGUAAAACUCUAACUUUUAAUACAAAAUGUGACUGAACUUGCUCAUCAAAAAUACAUAGUAGUUGGUACAGAGUAAUAUGGUAUGUAGUUAUAUUUUUGUUGUGUAUUAAUUUACUUUAUUCAGCGUGCUUACAUAGCUCAAAUAUACACAUUAUAUUUAUGUAAAUCAACUGUAUUAUUCAGAUCAUCACGAACAAUGCGGGGGCAUCGAAAGAUGUGAUUAAAUUAAUUGCUAUUUAUUUCACAUUUUUUGCCUGUUUCAUUCCAGACGCCGACUCAAAGUUUCUGUACCGCAGUUUUUGACAUUAAGCUGGUAACCAAAGACAAAGUAGAGAUCUAAGUGAAGCCUUUACAUGUCAUAUUGAGAUACAGUAUUCAUGUAUAAAAAUUUCUCAAAUCAA